GAUCUUUUUUCUUUUAUGAAAAACGACGUCGUAUUAUAUUUUGUUUGCCAGAAAGAAACUGAAGAACUCUUGACUGUCUCUCUGCGGCGAAAAAGAGAGCGAAGCUUGAAAUCUCCGAUUAAGCCAUGAAUGCUCCCGAACGAUAUGAGCGAUUCGUCGUCCCUGAAGGCACCAAGAAGGUUUCUUAUGAUAGGGAUACGAAGAUCAUCAAUGCUGCUUCCUUCACGGUUGAGAGAGAAGACCAUACGAUUGGAAACAUUGUCCGCAUGCAACUUCAUCGCGACGAGAAUGUCUUGUUUGCUGGAUACCAACUUCCUCAUCCUCUUAAGUACAAAAUCAUAGUGAGGGAUCCAAAAGAUUGGUUUAGGAACUUAAAAGUAGUGUAUGGUUGUUUGGAAACCGUGAAUAUUUCUUGGUUUAAGCUUCUAGUGUUAACAAUUCACACAACAAGCCAGUCUUCCCCAAUGCAAGCAUACAACCAGGCCAUCAAUGACUUGGACAAGGAGCUCGACUACUUGAAGAACCAGUUUGAGGCAGAGGUGGCCAAGUUUUCGAAUCAGUUUUAAGGAACUUGGAGUUCUCCAUCAGCACAUCGGGGAAAACGUUUUACAUUGUCUUUUGCUAAGCACCAAUCAAGACUAAUAAUGAGCUUGGGAAAUUUUCCCUAGUUAUGCUUUGUAUAAAUCAAAAACAAAUCGGCCUGUAACUUCUUUUAACUCUAUGUUUCAACACCAUUUCAGGAUGCUAUGAAGUAAUGCUUAGAUUACCUCUUCUUUUUACCAUUCU
Arabidopsis thaliana (thale cress) is the source of this 786-nucleotide messenger RNA. RefSeq names its product DNA-directed RNA polymerase, RBP11-like protein (gene NRPB11). The transcript has 6 exons. Gene Ontology annotation, biological process: transcription by RNA polymerase II; DNA-templated transcription. Bases 126 to 566 code for a protein of 146 amino acids. Gene Ontology annotation, cellular component: RNA polymerase II, core complex; nucleus. The record is from RefSeq and is marked reviewed. Gene Ontology annotation, molecular function: protein dimerization activity; DNA binding; DNA-directed RNA polymerase activity. Lineage: Eukaryota; Viridiplantae; Streptophyta; Magnoliopsida; Brassicales; Brassicaceae.